Messenger RNA from Erpetoichthys calabaricus (reedfish), 2954 nucleotides. RefSeq names its product inhibitor of nuclear factor kappa B kinase subunit beta (gene ikbkb). Gene Ontology annotation, biological process: tumor necrosis factor-mediated signaling pathway; positive regulation of transcription by RNA polymerase II; peptidyl-serine phosphorylation. The record is from RefSeq and is a predicted model, not a curated record. NCBI's taxonomy places the organism in Eukaryota, Metazoa, Chordata, Cladistia, Polypteriformes, Polypteridae. The transcript has 22 exons. Gene Ontology annotation, cellular component: IkappaB kinase complex; cytoplasm. The coding region runs from base 213 to 2480 and encodes 755 amino acids. Gene Ontology annotation, molecular function: ATP binding; IkappaB kinase activity.
GCGCACGUCACGUACAGUUUCAGGAAGUAGCCGAGCGGCGAACGGGCGGAAGAAAUUUGUCAAUGUUUUGUUUGUGUUUUUGAAUGCGGAAACAAGACGCAUUUAUUUCUUUCAUUGAAUUACACACUAUAAUGGAGAGCAGCUCGCAGUGAGGGCUACUAUGCGUUCGCUUUGAGGUUGGGCUUACUUUUCAGGGGUGAAGUACCUUCACAAUGAGCCGCCCACCAUCACAACAGAUCCAGGUCUGUGGCUCCUGGGAGAUGAAGGAGCGUCUUGGCACAGGAGGCUUUGGUAAUGUCAUGAGGUGGCAGAACAAGGAAACAGAGGAACAGAUUGCCAUCAAACAGUGCCGUCAGGAGUUGAGUCCAAGAAAUCGAGAGAGGUGGUGUCUAGAGAUUCAAAUUAUGAAAAGGUUGAAGCAUGUCAAUGUUGUAGCUGCUAGAGAGGUUCCUGAGGGAAUGCAGAAACUUGCAACCAAUGAUCUCCCAUUGCUUGCUAUGGAGUACUGUCAGGGCGGAGAUCUACGCAAGUACCUGAACAUGAUGGAGAACUGUUGUGGAAUGCGGGAAGGAUCAGUCCUCAUUCUUCUGUCUGACAUUGCCUCGGCUUUGCGCUAUCUCCAUGAAAAUCGAAUCAUUCACCGGGAUCUAAAGCCAGAAAAUAUUGUUCUACAGCAGGGAGAGAAGCGAUUGAUCCAUAAGAUUAUUGAUCUUGGCUAUGCUAAAGAAUUGGACCAGAGCAGCCUUUGUACCUCUUUUGUGGGAACGCUACAAUACCUUGCACCCGAGCUUCUAGAACAGCGCAAAUACACCACAACUGUAGACUACUGGAGUUUUGGCACAUUGGUUUUUGAGUGCAUCACUGGUUUCAGGCCUUUCUUGCCCAACUGGCAACCAGUACCCUGGCACACCAAAUUGAAACAAAAAGAAGAGGAUGAUAUUGUAGUGUCGGAGGACCUGACUGGGGAAGUGAGGUUUUCCAAGCACCUGCCAUAUCCACAUAACCUUAACAGGUUCCUCGCAGAGAAAAUGGAGCGUUGGUUGCAAAUCAUGUUGAAGUGGAACCCGCGUGAGAGAGGUACUGAUCCUUUUUAUGGCCCCAAUGGAUGCUUCAAGUCACUGGAUGUCAUUCUCAGUCUCAAGCUGGUUCAUGUCCUCAACAUGGUGACAGCAGAGAUACACACUUACCCGGUCCAGUCACAGCAAACUAUUCAGUCUUUACAAGAAUGCAUUGCAGUUGACACACAAAUUCAACCAGCUAAUCAGGAACUUCUUUUGGAAGCUGGAGUCCCCCUGGACCCCCUGAAAGAUAUCACACAGUGUGCAGUUGACUACAAGUUAAUUGAUGGACGUAUAGACAUGCCUUUGCUGUUCCUGUUUGACAAAAGCAAGAGUAGCUAUGAGCCUCAUCUGAGUCAACGUCCCAUGCCAGAGAACAUCAAGUUUGUUCAGGUGGACCCAAAGAAGGUUCUGCAGUACAGUCAGCUGCGAAGGACUUACGGCCAGGCUUGGCACACAAUUCGCACACUGAAAGAAGACUGGCAAAGGAUUCAACAGGGGCAAAAAGCGGCCCUUAUGAGCCUUCUACGCCAUAAUGGUUCUUUGUCCAAGCAAAAGAAUGAGAUGACAUCUAUGAACCAGAGAUUGAAAGCCAAGCUGGACUUCUUCAAGAUGAGUGUCCAGAUUGAUAUGGAGAAAUACCAGGAACAGAAGGUUUCUGGCAUCACGUCUGAAAAGAUGAUAUCUGCUUGGAUGGAGAUGGAACAAACUGCAUUGAUUUGUGGACAACAGGAGGAAGUGAUGCAGCUUGAAGAGCAGAUGAUGUCACUGCAGACUGACAUAGUGGAAUUGCAAAGGAAUCCUUCGGGAUGGAAACAUGGAGAUGGUCUGGAUGGACUUGAGGGAAAGGCCAUGGAGCUAUAUCGCCGAUUGAGGGAGAAGCCAAGAGACCAGCGCAGCUCUGGAGAUUGCCAAGACAUUGUGAAGCUGGUAGUUCAAGCUGUGUUCUUCUACGAGAAGAAACUGAAAGACUUUUAUGCACAUCUCAGUAAGACAGUUGUGUGCCGGAAAAAGGUGAUGGACUUGAUCCCUCAGGUUGAGGGGGUCAUUCAAAAGAUGACAGAGAGUGAGAGAACCAUAACAAGCUUGCAGGAGAAACGUCAGAAAGAAUUGUGGAACUUGUUGAAGGUGGCCUGUAGUAAGGUGCGCAGUCCUCUAAGUGGGAGUCCUGAGAACAUGACUCCUUCACGGUUUAGUGCCAGCGCACCACAUAUGCUCUCUGCUCAGGCACGCCCUGUCUGCAAGGCGACGUCGGAUUCCAAGUGCAGAGAUGAAUCGUUUGUGGUGAUUGAAGAAAGCAGGAACUUUGAAUGUCAGCUGCAGAGUCUGGUUCAGGAGACAAUCCAGGAGCAGGAGCAGCAGCAUGACAUGAAGGACCUCCAGAAGUGGUGCUGGCUCAAUGAAAGGGAAGCGAGUUCUUGAGAGGGAUGAAUCGAAACCACAGAGAAGCUUUCUAUUGGCCGAGAGCACGAGUUUGGCUCACAGCAUCAGGAACAUCAAGGAGCUGCAGAACUCCCAGGCUGCAUUUAAACCUUUCUUUCUUCAUUUCUCUUUCUCUCUUUUUUUCUGUCUCUUUGCCAUUCUCUUGUGCGUGAAGAACUGACUAAUACGGGGACGUUGUGUUUAUAAAUUCUGGACUACUCUAAGUGCAUGAGAGAAUUCCUGUGCCAUAUUGCCAAAUGGACACAACCUCCACGUGAUACACUGUUCAGCGUGAGAAUCGUACAGUUUGUAAACUAAGACACACAACCUGCAUAAAUGUAAAAAGCAGAAUGUUCUGGAAAAGUGAAAGGACUUUAGGGUUAUCUGCUUUCUAUAAUGGAAUGUAAACUGCUGUUUUUCACUGCGUAUAUCAAAAAUGUUUUAUUUUUGUAAUUAAAGGUCUAUAUAUAUAUA